CCCCAGCCGACUCCCGUCGGGGAGUUGCCAAGGAACGGCGCACGGACGCCGAGACGGGCCCCGGCGGUCACUAUGGCGGCCGCGGCGGACUCGCUGUGGGAGGACAGGGACGUCCGCUUCGACAUCUCCUCUCAGCAAAUGAAAAUGAGACCAGGAGAAAUUCUCAUUGACUGUUUGGAUCCUAUUGAAGAUACCAAAGGAAACAAUGGAGAGAAAGGCAGACUUUUGGUAACAAACUUGAGAAUUAUUUGGCACUCCAUAGUAUUGCCUAGAGUCAACCUCUCUGUUGGCUACAAUUGCUUUGUAAGCACAACAACAAGAACUGCUAACUCGAAAUUAAGAGGCCAGACAGAAGCACUUUAUAUAUUAACCAAAUGUAACAAUACACGUUUUGAAUUCAUAUUUACAAAUGUGGUUCCUGGAAGCCCCAGACUUUUUGCCUCUGUUAUUGCUGUACACAGAGCUUAUGAAACUUCAAAAAUGUACCGUGAGCUUAAGCUGAGAUGUGCAUUAAUUCAAAACAAGCAGUUGAGAUUGUUACCCAAAGAACAAGUAUAUGACAAAAUAAAUGGUGUCUGGAAUUUAUCUAGUGAUCAGGGAAAUCUGGGUACCUUUUUUGUUACAAAUGUAAGAGUAGUUUGGCAUGCUAAUAUGAAUGACAGCUUUAAUGUCAGUAUCCCAUAUCUACAAAUUCGUUCAGUAAAGAUCAGAGACUCAAAAUUCGGCUUGGCACUUGUCAUUGAGAGUUCUCAGGCGACUGGUGGUUAUGUGCUUGGAUUUAAGAUUGACCCAGUGGAAAAACUAGAGGGAACAGCAAAAGAAAUAAAAUCAUUGCAUCAAGUCUUUUCAGUUAAUCCUAUAUUUGGAGUAGAUUACGAAAUGGAAGAGAAGCCUCAGCAGCUAGAAGAUCUGACAGUGGAACAGAUACAGGAUGAUGUAGAGAUUGAGGCAGAUGAGCAGACAGAUGCUUUUGUGGCUUAUUUUGCUGAUGGAAAUAAGCAACAGGACCGUGAGCCUGUUUUUUCUGAAGAGUUGGGGCUCGCCAUAGAAAAACUAAAAGAUGGCUUCACACUGCAAGGACUCUGGGAAGUAAUGGGUUGACAUUAUUUCAAAAUCUGUGUAGUCUCAAAAAGUCAUGUAUUGAAAAAGCUACAGCUCCCUGUUUUAUAGAGAUGAUUAUAUUUUAAAGAAAACUAUUACAAGAAGGAAGAGAUAAUGAUGUACAGUGUAUAGUUGUCAUGUUAUAAUAAAAUAUAUUGGAUUAUAUAUUCAUGGAAUGUACAGUUGUGUAAUUGUAUACAUUGCUUUCAGUGGUUACAUUUAAAAUUAUUUAAAAAUAUUUGAUUAUUUAGAAUAUGUGUUGGUCUCACAUGAGUGUAAAUAAAAAUAUUUUUAAGAAAAUAACAUGA
Molecule: messenger RNA, 1409 nt
Organism: Lacerta agilis (Sand lizard)
Lineage: Eukaryota; Metazoa; Chordata; Lepidosauria; Squamata; Lacertidae
Gene: BBS5
Product: Bardet-Biedl syndrome 5
Exons: 12
Coding region: 73-1101 (342 amino acids)
Biological process (GO): cilium assembly; intracellular transport
Cellular component (GO): ciliary basal body; BBSome
Molecular function (GO): phosphatidylinositol-3-phosphate binding
Source: RefSeq, a predicted model, not a curated record